Molecule: messenger RNA, 1098 nt
Organism: Candida dubliniensis CD36
Lineage: Eukaryota; Fungi; Ascomycota; Pichiomycetes; Serinales; Debaryomycetaceae
Gene: IFR1
Product: Ifr1p
Exons: 1
Coding region: 1-1098 (365 amino acids)
Molecular function (GO): oxidoreductase activity, acting on NAD(P)H
Source: RefSeq, a predicted model, not a curated record
AUGAAAGCUGCUGUUGUUCCUGAAUCUGUUACUGAAACCAAAUUAGCAGAGGUCAAAGAAAUACCUAAACCAACCAUUAAUGAUGAUCAAAUAUUAAUUAAAGCUGAAGCUGGUGCUAUUAACCCAACUGAUUGGAAACAUAUAAUUUUAGCACGUACCAGUAAACCUGGUGAUGUCAUUGGAUGUGAUGUUAGUGGGAUUGUUGAAGAAGUUGGUUCUAAAGUAACCAAUUUUAAAAAAGGAGAUGCUGUUAGUUCUUAUGUUACCGGGAACAUCUCACCUGUUAAUGGUGCUUUUAGUGAAUAUGCUGCUGCUUAUCCUCAAGCUACAAUUAAAUAUAUUAAUGGUUUAACACAUUCUAGUACUGAAACUAAGGCAUCUACUAUUAAAACUUUUGAAGGUGCUGCAAGUAUGACAUUGGGGUUAGGUACGGUUGCCAUGUCAUUUUCUCAUCAUUUAAAUAUUGGUAAACAUCAAAAAAUUGGAGAUUCAAUAUUAAUUUGGGGUGGUGCUACUGCAACGGGGAUUUUAGCUAUUCAAGUUGCUAAAUUGGUUUAUAAUUUGACAGUUAUUACUACAGCAUCACCUAGAAAUCAUGAAUAUUUAAAACAAUUGGGAGCUGAUUAUGUUUUAGAUUAUAAUGAUCCUAACAUUGUGGAAAAUAUUAAAAAAAUUGGUAAUGGUUCUAUUAGAUUUGCAUUAGAUACUGUUUCUAAUGCUACUACUUUCCAAUAUCUUUAUGAUGCCACUGCUACUGAAACCAACAAUGAUAUGGUUUAUUUGGAUUCAUUAUUGGCAUUAGAUGGUAAUAUUAUCAAGACUGAUCCAGCAAGAGAAAAGUCGGUUCAUUGGGGUUAUACAUUUGUUGAUCAUUCUAUUAUUAAAGUAAAAGAAUUUGGAGAUAAGAAAUAUUAUCAAACUCCAGAAUUAUUUAAUGAUUAUUAUAAAUGGUGGCAAGAAAUUAUGCCUACAAUUAUUAAUAAAAUCAAACAUGCUAAUUUGAAGAUUUUAGAUAAAGGAUUAGAAUCGGUUAAUGAAGCAUUACAAUUAUCUAAAGAUAGUAAAGUUUCUGCCGAAAAGAUUGUCUUUACCAUUUAA